UCAUCGGCAGAAGAACUGAACACACUUUGAUACACAGUUUUUCUUAUUUUAAAGGAUUUCUUCACAACUUUCCGGUUCCUUAACCUCCAGCUUAGCUUCUAGAUCUAAUCUCAUUUCUUUGAACCAGCAUCCAUCGUCUCUUACUUUCACUGAUAUUGGACAACAUCUCACAUGGCAGGUUUUCAGACCACUCCAUGGAGGUUGAUUUCUGGAGUUUUAGGAGUAAUAUGCCUUUUGUUGAUGGCAGCUUUGGGAGUUUUGUUGAAAAAUUCACUUACUAAACAAAGUGUUCAGCUUGGACCCUCCACAGAACUCGGUGAAGAAUCUGGCUGCUAUUCUUGCCAAGAAAAGUGGAUUGGCUACCAAUGCAACUGUUAUUUCAUUUCUAAUGAAUUAAAAACAUGGAAAGACAGUAGGGAUUUUUGUGUUUCUCAUAAUUCCAGUCUACUUCAGAUACAAACCAGAAAUGAACUGGCAAGUAUUUAA
Odocoileus virginianus texanus is the source of this 486-nucleotide messenger RNA. The record is from RefSeq and is a predicted model, not a curated record. Lineage: Eukaryota; Metazoa; Chordata; Mammalia; Artiodactyla; Cervidae.